AUGCUUGAUGGAGUUUUGGAAUUUAUGAUUGAGCAUGAAAUUUUCUUUCCCUUAAAAUAAUGAUGGAGAAAGUUGUUUGAAGAAGAGGGUCAAAUUGAGAGGUUUUAUUAUUAAUAUUUUUUUCUGAAAUUUGAAUGAAGAUUUUAGGUUUUAGUUAGUCAGUAAGAUAACUCAUAACUAACUUGUAUUCUAUUUCUGAAGCCUUUUAUGUGAGAUAAGACUUCCGCUCUCACAGCGGAUCGGAAGUUACUCGACAGUUAGACUUUCAUUCGCCUUCUGCUUCAAAGAACAGUCUUCUUCCACUACCCACCCCAGUGGGUAAUUUCUAUAGAUAAACUUUCAGAAAACUGAAUUUUCCCUUCACUAGCCAGACGUAAGAGUACUACCCUUAUCAGGAUCCAAGUUAAAUACUUUUUAAAAACUAAUUUAGAUUAAAUUUAAAAUUUAUAAUAAUAUUACAGUUUUAGCAAAUUUUUAUUGUGAUUCUUUGCUAUUAGCAGGAUAUUGCCAGCGAUUAGAACUCACUUCAAGCUUUAUUUUAAGCAUUUCCUUUUUUUUCUUUCAGCCUUUUAAUUUCUCUCUUUAGCUCUUUAUUUUUGAACUGAGUCUUUUGAAGAUUUUCUUUAAGCUCACUCAUCAAUCUAUCAGAUUCAAGACUUUUUUCUUCAAAAACGUCUUUUAUAGAGCUGAGUUCAAGUGAUUAGUUGAUGCUUGCUCUGGUGUCUUUGAGAAAAGCUUCCUGUAAAACUUAAGCUGCUUUCAUUAAGCUUCAUCUCACAUUUUGAAAGACUGAAUCCUUUCAGCUAUGAACGCCUUUCUUCUUUUGAGAUUACUUCUGGUCUCUUCAAGCAACCCAGCUUCAAGAAGUUCUAAUACCCGAAGUGAGCUCUCAUCUGCUGAAAUAAGCUCCUUUAGAAGGGUUCUGCUUUGGAGAAGCUCAUCUCUGGUUCUGUUAAUAGCUCUCUGUUUUUCUCCUUCAAUUUCUCUUAUUUUUGUAAAUCAUGCAUUUUCAGUUUUUUUAUGAAGAGAUGCAUUAGUGGAAAAGAAAAAAAUGGCUUGGAGAGCGUCAAGAUUGAGAGAUGAUUGAGAGUAAAGGCUUGUGGGUCAAAAUGGGAGAGGUUUCAUAAUUAUAGAUUUUUUCUUCAAGUGUCUUGGUGAGCUGUUGCAUGUUUUUCAAAUCUUGGAUUAGAAUAAUUUACUUUAACAUGUCAUUUUCUGCCUCCAGAUCUUCAGAGCUUUUAUAUUUUUCUUGGAAUUGAUGCUUGAAUUUGAAAUUGCAAUUUCUUGGCUUCUGGUUUUUUCUUCUUGAGCUUUGAUGAUUUCUCUUUGGCUUCAAGCUCAGAUUCUAUGGAGCUUACUUCUAAGCUUGCAAGUCUUUUGAGGUUUGUUUUUUCUUUAA
Molecule: messenger RNA, 1399 nt
Organism: Blepharisma stoltei
Lineage: Eukaryota; Ciliophora; Heterotrichea; Heterotrichida; Blepharismidae
Source: the annotation of a GenBank genome assembly